AUGCACGCAACGUGCGUCGUCACGGACGUGUCCUCCUCCACAGACGUCUCGCCCCGCUACACUUUGCGCAAGAAACUGUCGUCCACUCUGUAUGGCGAGACGGCAUUGUACCAGGACGAGGCACUGGAGAAACAGCUCGUGGUGCUCAAGCGCGUGGGCGUCUCGACGUUGCAGCAACAGCAGCAGCAGCAGCCGAGUCAGGAACGCGUCGUGCGGGACAAUCCUCUGAGCGAGCGUCUCGUCGUGCAGCUGCUGGAAAACCCCGUGACAAAACGUGCCCCUGGUCGGGAGUUCGUCGUCGAGUACGCUCGCGAGGGCUUUUUCGCGUCGGGGGACAGCGUCUUCAUUGCGAUGGAGUUCUGUGGCGACGGCGACCUGUACGAGUACGUGACGACGAAACCCGACCGUCGCGUCUCGGAGACAGUGGCGCUCGACCUGUUUUCGCAAGUCGCCAGGGGACUGGCGUUUCUUCAUGCACAUGGCGUGGCCCAUCGGGACCUGUCGCUCGAGAACGUGCUGCUGAAAGACGGCCACGUGAAGAUCUGUGACUUUGGCCUGAGCACCGACGCGAACAAACGGUCGGCCGAUGUCGUGGGCAAGUUCUACUACAUGGCUCCCGAGCUGACUCAGGGGGGGACGUACGACCCGAAGAAGGCCGAUAUCUGGUCACUCGGCGUGCUCCUCUUCAUCCUCUUGACGGGGUCCCCGCUCUUUGCGGACGACAGACGCUGUGCGCCGACGUUGCGGGUGCUCCAGAAGUACGGCGUGGCCAAGAUCCUGCAGCUCUGGGGCUUCCAGAAGCUCAUUUCGGGACCUGCUGUCGACUUGCUCUCCUGUAUGCUGCAAAUCGAGCCGCAAUUUCGACGGAGUGCUGACCAAGUGGCUCGUCACAUGGCAUUGCGUCACGUCAAUGGGUCACAGGCAGCAGCGCCGUCUGCGUAG
Messenger RNA from Hyaloperonospora brassicae, 942 nucleotides. NCBI's taxonomy places the organism in Eukaryota, Oomycota, Peronosporomycetes, Peronosporales, Peronosporaceae. The record is from the annotation of a GenBank genome assembly.